CUCCUAUACCUGACCAAUGAAUCCUAUCCUCGAGGGGAAAAUCGAAGAGGGCGUGGAAAAGGAAGUCGAGCGGCAUACAGAAACAAGGGCAACCGAUCGAUAUCUGGUAACUCGGGCGCACAACAACAGUCUCCCGGACCCUCAACUCCACUGAACGGAGCUCCUGGAUCACCAGUGGUCAUGACCGAAUCUCAUCACAAUUCGCUUUCUGGCACGGUAUUAACGACGUCUAGCAACGGGACUGGGUUUUACGGCAACCAGGCAGUUAGCAUUAUGGAAUCUGAUCCCAAUGGCAUCGGGUUCAGAGAUAGCAGAUUCGGAACGCCAGCCACUGUGUGGCAUUCUACCGACGGAAACGCAUUGGGAUGGACAGCCGUCACCCAAUCGCCCCAACCUCAGUAUGUUGGCCAACAAAUUCAAUUAGAAGACAUACGAUACCAUUCGCCUGCCAACACUUUGCAUUAUUCUACUCACGCUCCACCAAAUGUUUAUAAUCAACCGGGUUAUCAAACGGUUAGCGCGGCUCAAACGCCGACAACUGGAUUCAUUCAAGUUAGCAAUGGUUUCGCUCAGCAACCCACCCAAGUAACCACCAGCUCAUUAAUAAAUGGCGUGCCAAACGUUGCGCCUACUUUAAACGGCAACGUAGAAUACUUGGAGACUUCGGGUAGAACAGAUUUUGUUAACGGAACACCGAAUUACAAUCACAUUUCCCAGACUGUACAAGAACAAUCACCAUCUUCUCAGACCUUAGAUUCGUCCAACGACACAUCUGUCAAAGUAGUUAACAACAGUUUUAGUCAACCCGGUGCGGGAAACGCGAUACCUGGGUACCCACCUCAACAACCUCCCCAAUCGCAACAGAGUUUACACAACUCUAAUGGGUACCCAGGUAAAAAUGAUGGAAAUUCCAUAGGGGAGGAGAGAAGUCGAGUUUCAAACUCUCCAGCAACUGGCGUAUGGGGCCAGUCAAAUAAUCAAUAUGAUACAUCAACACCAGUGUCUGAAAAAAGCAACUUAAAUAGUCGAAUAAAAUCAAUGAUUCUUAACAAACAACAAUAUCAACAACAACAAUAUUUACAAGAUAGACCACAAGAUCAACAACAAUCUCAACAUCAACAAUAUCUCAAUGAACAGUAUCAAAAAGAACAUAACUCUAAUGAACAAAACAAUCACCAACAUAUGCAUCAACAACAGCAGCAGCAGCAACAACAACAACAACAACAACAACAAGUGCAAAUUCAGCAACAAGUUCAACACCAACAGCAAGCUCAGCAGCAACAAGCACAUCAACAAGCGCAACAACAAGCGCAACAACAAGCUAAACAGCAAGCCCAACAACAAGCACAACAAAGUGCUGCUCAGCAUCAGCAGUAUCUUAAUGAUCAGUAUCAAACUGAACAGAGGCAUAGCCCUCAAGACCAAAACAACCAUCAACAAAUGCAUCAUCAGCAACAGAUACAACAACAACAAAUACAACAGCAGCAGCAGCAGCAGCAACAGCAACAGCAACAGCAACAGCAGCAACAACAACAACAACAACAACAACAACAGCAGCAGCAGCAGCAACAACAACAACAACAGCAACAACAACAACAACAACAACAACAACAGCAUCAUCAAAGUAUGCAACAAACGCAUAAUCAACUGCAAAUACAUCAACAACAUUUGCAUCGACAACAAAUAAUGCAACAGCAUCAAGCGCUUCAACGUCAACAAAGAAACGACGACAAUGGAGAUGCCAAGAGUCCAUUGAAUCAAUCUGAUCAUCAACAAUAUCUGGCGGACUCCAAACAAAACUUAAUUAGCAAUAAUUUUUUAGUCCAAGGCCACCAUCCUCGGAGCUUAGCUAUUGAGGGUGGUGGCUUCUAUUCGGAAGUCGAACGACAUCCGAAAUACCAUCACUACCAUUAUCAUAAUGAACAAAAAAAAUCAAAAGAAAAACUACAAUCACAGCAAAAACAACGACAACAGAAAGAUCAGCAACAUCAACAAAAAUUUGUUUAUAAUUAUAUGAAAAGUCUAGAAACCCAAAAAUAUAGCCAUAUUAAAGAAGAGUUUAUUAAAAUACCAUAUGAAGUGAGAUUGCACCAAUUACCGUUUGGAAUCGAUCCUAGAGUGAGCCAAAAGAAUGGCUAUGUAUUCUGUGGAAAUGGUGGCCCUAAUCCUAUUGAUGUUGUGGCGGGUCCAUGGUGCUGUCGAAUGGGUGGUACAGAUACUCCAACUACUAAACAUUUGUCUGAUGGGUGUUGUCAUGGAUUAAAGGCGUUGGAUGAAGAGAUAGAUCCGGUGGAAGCAAAACAAGAGAAUGCCCUGAAUAAUAGUCAAUGCUCUGAUAAUAUAGAUGAUAAACAAAAAAAUAACGUCAAAGCUACGGUUCCUGAUUGUAAUUGUUUCCCUACUGAUCAAGCCCCGCCAGAACCCGGACCGUUUUAUACUCACUUGGGUUCGGCCAAUAGUUUAAUGGAACUUAGAACAAAUAUGGAAAAUAUGUCAGGAAUCCGAGGAAAAGGAAUACGGAUGGAAAAGGUAUUGUAUACUGGUAAAGAAGGUAAAACUACGCAAGGUUGUCCUUUGGCCAAAUGGGUAAUACGACGUUCGUCGAUCGACGAAAAACUCUUAAUAGUUGUCAAAAACCGACGAGGACACAAAUGUCAACAUUCUUGGAUUGUCAUUUGUAUUGUAUCGUGGGAGGGAAUAUUGUCCGACGAGGCCGAUUUUCUGUACACCAUGCUGUCGCAUAAACUUAACAAAUAUGGAGUACCGACUACCAGACGAUGUGGUACGAACGAUCCACGAACAUGUGCCUGUCAAGGGCUUGAUCCGGAUUCAUGCGGAGCUUCGUUUUCGUUCGGUUGUUCUUGGUCGAUGUACUACAAUGGUUGUAAAUACGCAAGGAGUAAAGACGUGAGAAAAUUUAGGCUUUCCGUUCGGACAGAGGAACAAGAAUUAGAAGAACGAUUGCAAAUGCUAGCCACUAAUUUAUCGCCUCUAUACAAAUCAUUAGCGCCACGUUCAUACAACAAUCAAAUACAAUAUGAACGUGAAGGGUCAGAUUGUAGAUUAGGUUUCAAACCUGGUCGUCCUUUUGCGAGCGUUACGGCUUGUAUAGAUUUUUGCGCACAUGCUCAUCGAGACUUUCACAACAUGCACAAUGGUUGUACAGUCGUGGUAACAUUGAACAAACAUCGAGGGUUUCAAAAACCUGAUGACGAACAAUUGCAUGUAUUACCUUUAUACGUAGUAGACGAGUCGGAUGAAUUUGGAGACAAGCAGGCUCAAAGUGAUAAAUUUAAAAAUGGUUCGGUCGAAAUGCUUUCCAAAUUUCCAUGUGAGGUAAGAGUUAGAUCUGUACCAUUGACUCCUUGUAGACGUAAGAAACGCCAAGUUGAAGAACCAGAAUCUCCUAGAGGAGUAUCUACAACCUCAGUACCACAGAAAUCUGAAAAAAAUAAUGAUACACAAGUACAAAGUUCACAAAUAUCUUCAACGGUAUUGGAUAGCCCAACAAUAAAUAUGUAUCAACGAUGGAACCAUCAAGAUUUAUUGGAGCAGAGCCCAUCUAAUUUCUAUAACGUCCAAGAAUACAGUCCAUGGAAUAAUAUUGAUAACCUCAUGUCACCAAGCAUGGCGAUGGAAAUGAACUCGAAAGCAAACGUGACGAAUUACCAACCGUCAUCUAGGCAUCACGUCCGCAACCUAUGGCCACCCGUCGGUGGUGGAUUGCCUGGUGGCAAGCCGGUCGAGCCCGCAUUGGCCGGAAAUUCAACUCCGUUGAUACAAAAACCACCAGAUCACUAUAGUCAAUCGACCAGCUACGCUCAGAGCAGACCAGUUCCGAGACCGGCUGAGAUAGAAAAUGCCAAUAACUAUAAUUAUUAUUAUAAAUCUAGUCAAGCCCUGUCUAAUUCGACGGUGGCGACAAACGUUGUCACCGCCCCCCAAACAGAGUAUAGUCAUUGUUAUAGUCAACAACCAAAGUAUUUGCCACUGCACCCAGAGACUACUACUAACCAUUGGUGUCCACCACCAACACCACCGCAGUCAGAUUUGUAUCCGCCAUCACUACCGCAACCGUUCCAAAUCCACGCCUCCUAUCAGGACCCGACAACUAUGUUCAAUCAGGGGAUGUCCCAGUACCAGCUUCCAAGAUGGGAUCUAUACGGACCGACACCGUACUUCCCCUCAGUUGUGCCCGAACCUGCAGCGGCGCCCAAAGUACAUCCAAUCGGUGAAGUGACCGAUUAUGUAGAGAAUGAAGAAUGCUUCAAGGAUUCGCAAAUGGGUGGCGUGGCCAUAGCGCUAAGUCACGGUUCUGUUCUAUUCGAGGUGGCCAAACAGGAACUGCACGCUACCACGGCACUUCGGAAACCUGACAGACUGCAUCCGACCCGCAUCAGCCUAGUGUUUUAUCAGCACCGAAACUUGAACAGACCAAAACACGGAUGGGACGAAUGGGAAGAGAAAAUGAGGGUGCGAAAGAUGGGCAACGCAUCUACCAAUUGCAAUAGCGGCACUGGCACAGCAGCCACGACUACGGCCAUCACGGCCAAUCCACUGUUGACAGCCAGUGGUGGACGCAAAUCGACCACUGUGACCACCACCACGUGGACGACACUAUUUCCAAUGUUCCCGUGCGUAGUAACCGGACCAUACCAGGAGAACCAAUGUCAAUAGUUGCAGUAUACGUAUGCCACCGGAGCAAAAGGGAUGAGGUUGUUUUACUUCCUUUUUUUUUAUAUUCGUUUUUAUACUUAGUCGAUCGGCCGCCCCUUACGCCACGUGAUUUCGACUUAUCUUCUCUACUCAAUCCCGCCAAAAAUUCGUUAUUUCUCCUCCGUACAAUAAAUUAUUAUACACACAACUAUACUUCUCAAAUUUCAUCCGAUUGCCAAAGAAGUUUUAUACAAUAUACGUUUAUCGUUUCAUUUUUUAUUUGGAUUAAGUAAUCAUUUUACUUUUAUAAGAAAA
Molecule: messenger RNA, 4971 nt
Organism: Melanaphis sacchari
Lineage: Eukaryota; Metazoa; Arthropoda; Insecta; Hemiptera; Aphididae
Product: DNA N6-methyl adenine demethylase-like
Exons: 16
Coding region: 181-4677 (1498 amino acids)
Biological process (GO): oxidative demethylation; positive regulation of transcription by RNA polymerase II
Cellular component (GO): nucleus
Molecular function (GO): DNA 5-methylcytosine dioxygenase activity
Source: RefSeq, a predicted model, not a curated record